This is a messenger RNA of Racocetra persica, 381 nucleotides long. Lineage: Eukaryota; Fungi; Glomeromycota; Glomeromycetes; Diversisporales; Gigasporaceae. The record is from the annotation of a GenBank genome assembly.
AUGGAGCAUUAUUGGGAUGUGCCUAGUGAUGAAACCAUGCUAGCAACGCUUUUGGAUUCUCGAUGUAAAGCUUUUUUUUUUAUGUUGAGAUCUCUAAAAAAAAGAAUAGUUGAAUUGCUUAAAGCUGAAUACGAAGAAGUACAGAUUUUAUAUCGAACAGAAGAAAAGAAAAACAAUCUACAAACCAAUCCGAACACUUUAUUGGCCUCAAUAUUUCAGAAUAGAAGCCUGCAAUUGGAGGUUUCAGAUUAUUUUGGAUUAGCUCAAAAAUACUUGGCCAUUCCAGCAACAUCAACUGCAAGCAAAAGACUUUUUAGCGAUACUGGAAAUAUAAUAAUAGCAAAAAGAACAUCACUUUUACCUACAACUUUCGAGCAUUUA